Messenger RNA from Acytostelium subglobosum LB1, 4386 nucleotides. RefSeq lists its product as hypothetical. The record is from RefSeq and is a predicted model, not a curated record. NCBI's taxonomy places the organism in Eukaryota, Evosea, Eumycetozoa, Acytosteliales, Acytosteliaceae. The transcript is spliced from 2 exons. Gene Ontology annotation, biological process: transmembrane transport. Gene Ontology annotation, cellular component: membrane. Bases 1 to 4386 code for a protein of 1461 amino acids. Gene Ontology annotation, molecular function: ATP binding; ABC-type transporter activity; ATP hydrolysis activity.
AUGAACUCACAACAACAACAACUCAAUGAUCGCAGUGUUGGUGUAAAUGACACUGGUGGUGAUGCUGUUGUUCACCAUUCAUCAUCAUCAUCUGACCAUGAUGACUCUGACGACUAUGAAGUAUACAGUGACACAACCAGCAAUCAUAAUCAUGACAUUGAAAGUCCACCAAUAAUCAAUAAUAACAACAACAGCUUUAUUCCAAGGGGAAGCACAAUGGUCACCAAUGAAUAUGGUGACAUUCAAAUUCAUGUACCACCUCACGUACCCAACAGCUUCAUAACGCCAGUGUCAACCAAUCCAUACGGUACCAACCAUGGCCAUGGCCUCUUGAACUACCACAACAACAACCAUCACUUGUCCGGAACACCCUCCUCAUUUGCCAACGAUAUGACACCAACAGCGUUUCAUCAUCAACAACUAAGUCGUCAAGGAUCAAUGGGUCUGGGUGCCUCAUCCGUGCAUCACCACCAUCCAUCUACUGAUCCAGCAGCACCAACUGACCACGAUCCAGCGGCACCAGCGGCGAUAGUGAUUGAAGAUCCAAAGAAGGAAGAGAGAAGAAAGAAGAAGAAACAAGCUAUAGAUGAAGCACAGUCCGUGCCAUUUAUGCAGUUGUUCCGUUUCUCGGACGGUUACGACAAGGCGCUGAUGUUGCUUGGCACCCUCGCCGCGAUGGCCAAUGGUGCGGCACUUCCAUGUGUUACAAUCAUCUUUGGACACCUGAUCGAUGCAUUCAAUCCCCAAAAGUUCAACGAUGAUCCAACCUACAGCAUCCAAGGUGCAAUCACAGAGAUCAGCAUAUGGUUCCUCUAUCUUGGUGGAAUGAUCCUGGUGUUGUCCUAUCUCGAGACCACAUUAUGGACGUUGGCCGGUGAACGACAAAUCAAUAGAGCACGUGUGGAGUAUCUAUCUUCCAUCCUCCGUCAAGAGAUCGGUUGGUUUGAUACCAACAAGGCAAAUGAGCUAGCUUCAAGAAUCAAUUCUGAUACUAUCCUAUUCCAAGAUGCUAUUGGUGAAAAGGUCGGACAUUUCAUUCACCAUCUGACAACAUUCUUCACGGGCUUUGCCAUUGGAUUCACCAAUGGAUGGCAGUUGACUCUAGUAAUCCUAAGUGUAUCACCAUUGUUGGCAAUUGGCGGUGGAUUUAUGGCAAAGAUGAUGACAGAGAUGACAAAGAAAGGUCAAGAAGCCUACUCUAUUGCUGGUGGCAUUGCAGAGGAGAGCAUCAGCAGCAUCAGGACCGUUGUAACAUUCAGUGGCGAGUCCAAGGUUGCUCAAAGAUACUCUGACUCCCUGAAAGAGGCCAGGUCCGUUGGAUACAAACGAGCACUGUUUAAUGGCAUCGGUCUUGGCUUUGUUCAGUUCGUCAUUCUGAGCACCUACGCACUUGCCUUCUGGUACGGUAGCACGUUGGUCUCAAAGAAAACCACCAACAACUUGACCGAUCGACCCUGGACCGGUGGUGAUGUCGUUACAGUCUUCUUUGGAGUGAUCAUUGGCGCCACAGCCAUUGGUCAAGCGUCGCCACUGUUGUCAUCAUUCUCCAACGGUCGAGGAGCAGCCUACAAGAUCUUCCAGGUGAUCGACAGAGUGAGCAAAGCAAACCCUUUCUCAACUCGUGGCAAGAGACUGGAUCACCUCACUGGUGAGAUCGAGUUUAGGAACGUCUCAUUCGCCUAUCCCUCCAGACCUGAUGCACCCGUCUUCCAAGACUUCAAUCUGGCCAUUAAGCCCGGUCAGACCAUUGGACUCGUUGGUGACAGUGGCGGUGGAAAGUCGACAGUGAUCUCACUGCUCGAGAGGUUCUACGACCCACUCGGUGGCCAGAUACUGAUCGACGGUGAAGACAUAAAGAAGCUCAACGUUAGGUCACUGCGAUCAAAGAUCGGUCUGGUCAGUCAGGAGCCUGUCCUGUUUGCAACCUCUAUCGCCGAGAACAUUCGCUAUGGUAAAGAGGAUGCCACCCAGGAGGAGAUAGAGGCCGCUGCAAGACAAGCCAAUGCACACUCAUUCAUCGUUAAUCUACCACAGGGAUACAACACCAUGGUGGGAGAGAAAGGUGUUCAGAUGUCUGGUGGACAGAAGCAGAGGAUUGCCAUUGCUCGAGCCAUCAUCAAGAAUCCAAACAUCCUACUAUUGGACGAGGCCACCAGUGCACUGGACAGUGAGAACGAGAGGAUAGUUCAAGAGGCAAUUGACAUACUCAUGAAGGGAAGGACAUCAAUCCUCAUCGCGCACAGACUGUCCACUAUUAGACAUGCCGAUGUGAUAGUCUACGUCAAGGGUGGCCAGGUAGUAGAGCGUGGCAGUCACGAGGAACUCAUCAGACUUCAGGGACACUACUACGGUCUUGUCGAGAGACAGAGUCAACAACAACAACUGAUGACAGAGUCCAGCAAGGUAAAGAGAAACAGUACUCUCACUGACAUUCACCCAUAUCUCGAGAGCUUCAGAGUGUCAAAGAGGAACGUACAUGCCAGGGACAGACAACGCGACCGUACCACCAAAACUAAGAAGAAGACCAAGAAGCAAAAGAAGGAUGUCCCAUUCUCACGAGUGCUCAAGCAAAGCAGUGAUGACAUGUGGCUAUUCCUCUUUGGCUUCCUGUCGGCCGUAGGCACUGGUGCCAUCUAUCCAGUCUUCUCCAUUGUGUUUGCCCGCAUGUUGACCAUCCUGCAGAACCCUGAUCCCAACUACAUCACCACACAGGCCGACUUCUUCUCGAUCAUGUUCACAGUCCUGGCCAUUGGCAGUGCCGUCAGCAACUUCUUCCAAACAUUCCUAUUUGGAGUGAUUGGUGAGAAGCUUACCUACAAGUUGCGCAGUGAGAGCUUCAAGACCAUCAUCAGACAGAACAUUGGUUGGUUCGACCUGUCCGAGCACUCAACUGGCAAGCUUACUACCCAUCUGGCAAGCGACGCGUCGUUGGUCCAAGGAAUGACAAGCCAGCGUUUGGGUAUCAUGCUUCAGAACUUCCUCACCAUCAUUGGUGGUUUGAUCAUUGCCCUGUACUCUGGAUGGAAGCUCACACUCGUCAUCAUUGCCACCGUGCCGUUGAUCGUCAUCACUGGCAAGCUGCAGAUGAAGUUCUUGAAGGGUUUCAGCUCAGACGAUGGUGAUGGAACUGGCGCCGCUGGACAGGUUGCAAGCGAAGCAAUCACUGGUAUCAGAACGGUUGCGUCGUUCACAACAGAGAACCAAGUGUUGGACCUGUACAAGAAGCAACUAAAGAUCCCCAUUGCCAAGGGCCAGAAGAAGGCACACAUAGCCGGUAUAUCAUUUGGCGUCUCCAACUUCAUCCUCUACGGUGUCUACUGUCUGUCCUUCUGGUAUGGCUCUGUACUUGUUGGACAGAGAGAAUGGCCGGCAUCAGCACAAGAAGUGUCGGACAACUGUAACGCCCAAACAAUACCCGCAGUGUGGAAGGACAUGGAGACAUGUACGCGAGCCAUCGACAUGUUGUCUGGAUUCUCACAGUUGAUCAGAGUGUUCUUUGCCAUUGUGCUGUCGGCCAUUGGUGUAGGUCAGACAUCAUCAUUCGCUCCUGAUCUGGCCAAGGCACAAGUGGCGGCCAAUGAAAUAUUCCACCUCCUUGACCAGCAGUCGUCCAUUGAUGGAACCAACCCCGCCGGUGACACCAUACCCAUCGUCACUGGAGACAUUGUAAUGAAGAACAUCGACUUUGCCUAUCCUUCAAGACCGAACCAGAUGGUGUUCCAAGGUUUCAAUCUCAACAUUCAGAGCGGAACGAGGAUCGCAUUGGUUGGUGACAGCGGAGGUGGCAAGUCCACUGUUAUCUCAUUGCUGGAACGAUUCUACGAUCCGCUGCAGGGCGAGAUAUUCAUCGACGGCUACGACAUACGACAGCUCAACAUCAAGCACCUGCGAUCAUUGUUUGGUUUGGUCGGACAGGAGCCAGUGCUGUUCUCUGGCACCAUUGCAGAGAACAUUGCCUAUGGUCACUCGGAGGCGACACAGGAAGAGAUCGAGAGAGCGGCACGCUCUGCCAACGCCCACGACUUUAUCAUCAACUUCCCCGACAGGUACAACACACAGAUUGGUGAUAAGUUCACACAGUUGUCGGGUGGACAGAAGCAGCGUAUCGCUAUUGCCAGAGCCAUACUUCGCAAUCCAAAGAUACUUCUGUUGGAUGAGGCAACCAGUGCACUCGAUGCCGAGUCUGAGAAGCUGGUCCAGGAUGCUUUGGAGAACAUUAUGAAGGGAAGGACGACUCUGAUCAUUGCGCACAGACUCACGACCAUACAGAAUGCUGAUUGCAUUGCCUUUGUCAGGUCUGGUAAAAUAUUCGAGAAGGGAACGCAUCAAGAGUUGUUGGAGAAAGGUGUUCAUUACUCCCAGCUCAUUUCAAGACAACUGUCGUAG